GAGAUCACAGGAAAAAUUUCGAUUCGAGAACGCAGUCCCUCUGAGCUUGGCUUGCUCGAGGAAGACGAUGCACCAGCCGUGAGCUUUCCCGGACCAACCGGACGAGGCCCGGGGCAUGUCGAAGACUUCAUAGUGCAAAACGCGCUGGAUUUUACGCUAUCGGAUUCGUCGGGCAGUAGCUCGUCCUCCUCUACUGCAUUGGAUAACUAUAUGCUUCGGAGAGGUAGCAGCUCAUCCACUUCCAGUGGAAGAGGCCGUGGUAGAGCAGAAAGAAGUAUGCUGCACAACGGAAACUCAUCUUUCUUCGACAAGGAGCAUGGUAAGUUGAAAAGAAUUUUUGAGAUUGAGGCCGAAGCUACAACUACUCCUUCUUCGCCAUCUGCCUCCAGGAAAAUCCGUUGUGGGGACAGCCACGAGCGUAGAAGAAGUGACGAGCACGUGGUAGACCAAGACCUAGAAGAGGAUGAGGAGCAUUAUCGCGCCGCCGCUGUUGAUAGGAGUCAUGAUUAUGAUCGUGGCAGCGAGGGUAGCAGUACAAGAUUAGGUGGAGCAGGCACACGAACGGAGAAGACUUCAAUCCCUCCUCUGUUUUAUGUCGGCGGCGCUGCAUCAGCAUCACGAACAAUAGUCGCGGCCGCUGGCGAUGAUGAUGACGAAGAGAUUUGCAAAGAGGUAGUAGAACCAGCAGAAGGACAAAAGGAUAAUCGCGGCCGAACGGAAGGUGGUGCAUACCUCUACCAAGUGUGGCCAGGGACCACGCGAUACCUCUGUGGCGGUGCGUGUCUGCUUGGGGGUGAGAAGGACUGGCCCCUUACCGAGAACAUUAGCUUACCGCACGUCUUCGUGCUGCUCAUUGCCGUCGCCUUGCCGCUUCUCGUCGGGGUCCUCAGCACGCGCAGCGUCUACCUUUCAAGUACUUCUGAAAAUCAUGUAGUUUCGUAAUCGAAUAUGCUGGUCACGCAUUACGUGGUUUACGACAAGUACGUAUUACAAUGUAGGAGAUACUACAAAGAAUACUACCUUAUAAAAAGACAAGAAUCGUCUUCGUCACAUCACCGGCUCUCGUCCCUUAGUGCUUACCUUCAUGUUGACACUCAAUUUCGUGUGACAGGGCACGUUGGUUUGCUUUGAGAAAAAAUAUAGACGGAGUAUGGCUAUAGCUAUUCUUCAGACAGCUAGGUUUACGGCAAUGCACGUCUACGCUAGAAGAGUCAGAGUCAUGAAUUUUACUACAAUAAGUGAACACUUCAACAUCAGGCGGCGCUGCCGAUGACGGUGUGGCUAUCGCAGUUCUGGGGCUCUUCUGGUUUGUAUUACUGGUGAAUAUGUGUCUGUUGUACGGAGUGUCCUACACCGACCCUGGAAUCUUGCCCAGAAGAGAGAUAAUCCUCCAGACUGGAAUUCAAGCUGGACUCCAAAAACUUCUAGGUUAUGACGUCCUCGGAAGAGGCACGCCCACCGGAAAAUUCGAGAUAGACGCCCUGGAUUGUGUGCCUGACGAACUUAGGGUCAAGGGGUAUCUACUAUAAAGCUUUUUUCACGUCGACUUAAUCUUUUGGACUGAGGCACCUGCAUUAUCAACAAGAACAACGACUCAGUGCUGUUAUCAGAUCUAAAAGUGAUUUGUUCAAGAAUUACUACGGCCAACAUAUUUGUCUUCCCCAAGAAUGUAAACUCAAUGGAUCUUUUCAUCAUCAUCUGCAUUUUAUUCAUCUGCAUCUUCUCCACCAGAUAUCGUUGGUGUCGAACGUGCAUGAUCAUUCGGCCGCCACGAAGCGCGCAUUGCCCUGAUUGCGACAACUGUGUAAUCAAAUUUGAUCAUCAUUGUCCCUUCUUGAAUAACUGCAUCGGCCAACGGAAUUAUGCUUUCUUUGUUGGAUACAUUACCUCCGUGAUAGUUCUCGGAAUUUUGACACUUGGUUGCGGCUUCUGCGGACUGAGGGCUACGCCAGCUGCACUAGCGCGGUCAGUAAAUCAAAACGCAUCAAGGACGCAGAACCAGAAUGUUGGAGAACGACAAGGAAACCAAAACAUACUACGCCCAACAUUGCAUUAUAGUACAAAUGAUGGUGCGAUGAACCAAGAUGUGAACAUCAAUGGGGGUGGAGCAGCUGGUGUCGAACAAAACAGCGGGGUAGGCGUUGCACUUCUAGACGAUUCAGCCCUACUAACCACAGAAACGCCUGUGCUGAUGCGUGACAUAGCAACUGCUGGAGGCAGCACAGCAGCACCAACUGCAGCGGGAGCUGCAGCUGCACAGAGAGGAGGAACUGCAGCAGGCACAGAUCCCAAUAUUGUUGGGACGAACGGCUUAGACGAGCCAUCCCUGGCACGCACGGCUUUUUACGUAGCAGCCAUCGUGAUAGGCAUUUCCUUGCUAGCGGUGGCGACAUUGUGGGUGUACCACAUAUUCCUAAUUUGUACUGGCAAAACAACGAAGGAGCACCUCAAGGGCUUGAAUGAUCGCAUGGAUGUUGCCGACGAGGUGGCUUGCUGCGGUCCUCGUGGUGUGAAAUUGGUGGAUCCACGCGCUUGGGUCGCUUUUCCCGCACGACUCCAAUCAGCGCGAUUUAACAAUGACCCGCAAAAAAACCUCAGAGAACGACGAGGCAUCAAUGGGAAACAAGAUUACACACGCACGGGCGCACCACACGGAAAUUUCGAACAUAAUCGUGGAGGUCGUGGUCGCGGUGAUCGGGGUUUUUACAAGACGCAUCAUGCUGAUGACACGAGCACGAGCGAGCUUGAAGAGAGCGAGCAAGAGUACGUACAGCUUCCGCGUUAUGAAGGGUUCGGCAGCUCUUCUUGGACAGGCCAAGACGGUGGAAGUCGCAGCGGCCUAGAGGAGAGCGAAGGCGAGUCCUUAAAUCCUGAGUGGACAUCCAAUAGCAAUAGAAACACAUCCGCGCGAAGCAAUGAAAAUGGACAUCCCUACAAGAAAAAUUUUCAUUAUUAUGAGCAACAUGUUGAUGCUGUAGCUCAAGCUAGGAGUACUAGUAUCGACGUUUAUGAGCAGCAGGAGGAGGAGAAACGAAUGCUUAUGAUGAAGCAGAAUGGGAGGAUGCUGCUCCCGACAUCAUCGACAAGUAGCGGGGGAAGUAGUCGCGACUUUUUCAGGGAGCAACACUGUGGGCAGCGCCGAGACCACAGAAAUUGGAGGGACGAACUACGAGAGCAGCAAAGCAGAUCACAGUCUUCACACGACAAGUAUGUCAGAAGUAUGAAUGGGAAGAGCUACAGCAAUAGAGUAGAUGCCAGGAGUACUGCUAGGACUAACAAGAUCGGCGAGGAGACCGCCGGCGACGACAGUGAAGAUGAUCACAGCAGUGUGACUUCAAGUAGACGAGUCCGCAUGGUAGAAAGCAAGAACAAUAGCAGUCAUCGUGUCUACCUGCAAGAUCACGAUAGGUCAGCGGCACCAAGCAGUAACCACAACAACAGAAAAAACUUGACGUCACUAGAUGGGUCUGUCCGUCGUAACGGAGCAGGAAGUGUGGCGAGAAUGUAAGCGCCACAGCCGGCUUUACGGUUUUACCAGAUAUUAACUCCAACACACAUCACCAGUGAAUCGUUGAUUGAACCGUUGAUCAUUUAUUUUCGAUCAUAGGUGCAAAGCCGUGUACUUGCUCUAUUAUAAUCAGAUGUGACUCGUUGACAUGGAGUAGUUCUAUCAUUCAGCACUCUGGUGUCCUUGUCCAUUUCGUCGAAGACAUACAUUUUUCAUACUUCACGCUUCUCAAUAUCUUCAUCUUCUUGUUUCCUUUUUAUACUAGUUUCGUCAUAUAACCGCUACCUUCUGCUUUCGAGCCAAGAAAAGGCAGGUAUUGUCUUCCGUCUCAGUACUGGAUUCAACCAGUUUGAAGCUUUCCCUUUCAUCAUGUGCUAUUUCUUGUUUUCUUUUUUUGGAAGACGGAAGUAGUCAUUCGAAAAGCAGUCGAGUAACUCGCCAACUUACUCGUCUUGUUAUAAUACAACGUGAUAACGAAACCACAUACAGCCCUCUUCUCUAUCUUCCAUUGGUGAAGAACCAGAAUGAUAGAAUGUCCAAGACACGCGUACUUGGAGUUCGCAGGGAAUUACUGGUGAAUAAAUGUCUUUCUUCUUUGCAAAUGCAAUCUUCAUUGCUAUGUCAUCGAAUACGUGAAGCUUGCUAAUCCAAGGUACUGGAUCGCUCUCGGAAGUCAAACGAACAAAUUCCAACUCAAACAGAGACGAAAAAUAGCCCAACAGUGACUAGCUGGGCCAUUCGUGAAGCUUGCUAAUUCAAAGCGCG
Molecule: messenger RNA, 4273 nt
Organism: Amoebophrya sp. A25
Lineage: Eukaryota; Dinophyceae; Syndiniales; Amoebophryaceae
Source: the annotation of a GenBank genome assembly